Messenger RNA from Colletotrichum acutatum, 1981 nucleotides. RefSeq lists its product as uncharacterized. The transcript has 2 exons. Bases 313 to 1683 code for a protein of 456 amino acids. Lineage: Eukaryota; Fungi; Ascomycota; Sordariomycetes; Glomerellales; Glomerellaceae. The record is from RefSeq and is a predicted model, not a curated record.
GUCAUUCGAGCUGGGAUUUGGUCUGUGGUACCGCCCGAGUUUCACCUGUGCGGCCUGAGUAUAGCCCAAACCAGCUGCCCGGGCUCGACUUAUACGAAAUCCUGCCAGUCAUAGAACAACAGUAUCCCGGCCGUGGCCUUUAUUAUUACUUCAUCUCCCACCACACAGAGCCGUAGCGGUUGCUGUUUCUUCUCUUCCAACAGAGAUACUAUCGGUUUACUGGUAUAAGUGUGGUUCAACGUUGACGGUUCACACCGUCUCUACCAAGCAACCUUAUCAUCGUUGGUCUAACGGCACCAAAGAAAGACCAAGAUGGCUGUCUUCUCUCUUUUCAAGAAGUCUAGGCAACAGGCCAAGGAGCACAAGCAAAAGCAGGCAGAGAAGGCCGCAGAGGCACCGAAACAGCCGUACAAGCACAUUCCUACUCAUGCCGCCAUUGACGCGCUUGCAGGAGCACCAUCAGCAUUUAAGCAUGAGGACCGACCCAGGAUCAUGGAACAGAACCGGCGGCGAAGUGCAAUGGCCGCCAGCGGCUUGAGCAGAAUGCCCGGCCCAAGUCUGCCUCGCGUCUCAAGCAGUCUCUCGCACGUCACCUAUCCUUCCGCUCACGCCAGCCCGAUGGGCAACAUGCCGAGAGCAUACAGCUACAGCGGCGGUCCGCCCCCGAUGCCUUACUGGCAGGAACGCAACACUAACUCCAUCUAUGGAGUCCCCGACGGCAGUCGCAUCUCACUCAAGGGUUCACUCAAGGGGAAGGAGGUUGAUAGGUCGUAUGCUUCGGGGCGCAACAGUCCGUCAUCCGUCAAAGCCGAAUCUCCCACGGGUAGCUCAAGCCGCUCGACCAGCUCACAGGAGGACCUGGAGAUGAAGCCCGCUCGUCAUGUUUCCAUGCCACCUACUGCCUCACAGGUACCUCGAAACCCAGCCACUGCUGUUCACACCCACCGUCUUCACCCGAGUUCUCGCCGGGCAUCGGAUGCAUCGGAGCGUGCUGAUGGCUCCCCGAAAGCCGAGCACUCCUCGCCUUCUACAGACCGAAGCAAGCCGCCGCCGUCGAUGCGCGGGUUCAAUGCAAUCCCGGCAAUGACGUCUCUUCCCCCGAUGCAGUGCAACAACUCUCCGGCAACCCAGCAAAACAUGGUUGCCUCGUCAGCCGCCUCGACUGCCAGCGUUCGCUCUUCCUCAGGAUUCUCUUCAUUCAACUUCAACAUCAACACCGGCGCCCCCUUUUCGGCGCCCAUGUCCGGAAGAUCGUCGGCUGCCACUACACCGGCAGCUUGUGUAACGCCCGAGCCAGUGUAUGAGUCCGUCGAAGAAGAGGAAGAAGGCGGUUCCUACACCUACGCCCCGCACCCUGUUGCCGCUGCGCCAUCCGCCUUGAAGCAGAAGGACCGCCGCAGCACCUCGAAGUCCAAGGUCACGCGUUUCACUGAAUUGGAGACCAUCGACUCUCACACGGAGAAAGCAGUCAGCGUAGCCAGCAUCCCCUACGAGAAUACUCGCCGCGACACCACACCGCCGCAUGUCAUCAACAACGCAGUCGCCAUCGAAAUGGUCAGCGCCGCGCCGUCUGAGGUCGUUUCCAGCACCAAGCCCGGAAAACGCCUUUCUAAGCAAGCCGGCUCUAAGCUUACUAAGAAGAGCCGUUGGUCAACAAAGAGCUCAUCCGCCGUUGCCGUUUAAACGGUACUAAGACGUCACCAUUUACACCACACAAACACAUUUUUCCUACGUCAACAUUUGCUCAUGGCUUCGGGUGCCAAAGUAUAGCCUCUUUCUAAAACUUGCGCGGGCGUUCGAGAAUAAUGUCUUACUACACUGACGCCAUGAGACUCGGGGUCUCUUGGCUUGUUACCAUGCAACACUUUGGGAUCGAAAAAAAUCGACAGGGGGCACCUUUCAGAGUUGCUGCCGCUGGACUUCAGCAACACUGGAUACUUACAGGGACUUGAACAUCUUCAGGGUCGGAUCCGGGACGGGU